Messenger RNA from Encephalitozoon hellem ATCC 50504, 1116 nucleotides. RefSeq lists its product as uncharacterized. The transcript has 3 exons. The record is from RefSeq and is a predicted model, not a curated record. Gene Ontology annotation, cellular component: mitochondrion. Lineage: Eukaryota; Fungi; Microsporidia; Unikaryonidae. The coding region runs from base 1 to 1116 and encodes 371 amino acids. Gene Ontology annotation, biological process: cardiolipin biosynthetic process. Gene Ontology annotation, molecular function: CDP-diacylglycerol-glycerol-3-phosphate 3-phosphatidyltransferase activity.
AUGAAUUAUCUCGGCAAAAAAUCCAGGGAGUUGGAUUCUGUAUGUGUGCCUACCUUCAAGGUGUUGGGGGAAUGCACCGAAUUCUAUCAAAGAAUCAAGUUUCUCUUGCAGAGCUCAGAAUCUGUAUACAUGGCAUCAUUAUUUUUUGGACAGGGCGAUGAGAUGGAGGAUAUUCUUGACAUCCUUGAGGAAAGAAAAAGAAGAGGACUCACAACAGUUAUAUUCAUCGAUAAGAACAGGGGCGCUGCGGGCCACGGGCUUGAAUUCAUAAGGAAAAGGAACCUUGAGUCAAUCUUCCACCUUGUUGAUCUUUCCACCUCAAGCCUGCUUCCUGCUAAGCUUAACGAGCUACUCAGGGUCUUUCAUACAAAGGCACUGGUCUUUGAUGAUCUGACCAUACUAUCUGGGGCAAACAUGGACACAUCAUAUAUGGUGAGCAGAGUAGAUAGAUAUCUCGAAAUCCAGAGCAAGGAACUGACAGACAUGAUUAAAGCAAAGGUCUUUGGCAUCAAGCCCCCCUCAGAUGCUAGGCAUACUCCGUCCAAAGACCUUCCUGUGUAUGUGGGGAUGUUUAAGGAGCAGGAGGAACCAUCUGUAGUUCAAUCAUUUUUACAAGACUUUGGCGAGAUACAUAUUUCUACAGGGUAUUUGAACUUCCCAAAAAACUACUUGAGGAUGUUUAGGAACAGGAGUAUAUCUUUGUAUGCAGCAUGUCCAGAUGAAAACUGCUUCAACUCGUUUGGAGUCAUGGAUAGAUUCAUAGGCCCAAUCUACUCAUAUAGCUUCUACAGGACUCUUGAAUGUAUCCCGACUCUCUCCAUUCAUGAGUUUAGAAGGAACGGAUACUCAUUCCAUCUGAAAGGGCUUUGGGGAUUCAAAGAUGGAAUGGCUGCAACGAUCGUGGGCUCGUCUAACUUCAACAGGAGAAGUACAGAAAGAGAUGACGAAACAAAUUAUUUGAUAAUUACAUCAGACCCAGGGCAUAUCCAGAAGCUAAGAAAGGAGGUGGAGUAUCUUAGGGCCAGUUCAGUUCCGAGAUCUCUCAAGGAACUUAGAUGGAAGACAUACAGAUUGAUUGUGGUUCUGUUUUUUUUCAUCUUCAACAGGUUUCUCUGA